UACUCACUCAUAUAGACAUACAACAUAGGACAAACCCACUAAAAUAUGUGCAUCUAGAAUUCUUAUAUCUUGGAGAAUCAAGAAAAUACAUUAUAUUUUCUAUGUAUAAUAAGCCCUUUACCAAUGUCUCUACAUCAGUGGUGAUUCUGGGUCAUCCAUCAUGCUGCUGGUUAUCUUACAGUACGGUUUUCCAUUUCUUGGACCUUUCUGAGUAGUGUAUACUUCUCCUUUGGUAGCUGUUGACUUACCUUUUUGUCCCCUCUCACAGUUUUCAAUUUUCAGCCUUCAGUUAAUUCAGGCAGGCUUACUCUGGCCUGCUUCAAUUUCAUCUCUUCUUUUAAGUAAGAAAGGUAUUUCUUUAGAAUUAUUUUUUGAAGAUUUGCCUGAGUUUACUGAAGUACUAUUUAGCUACACUAAAGUGUAUAUUUGAAAUACACUGUUUUAUUGCUUUUGCCCUAUUUAACCAGAACAUCUAAGGCAGCGUUUCAACCACCCACCUUGAAAGGACUUUGUGCCCUUUUUAGUCUGCUCCUCUCUCCAUCCAUCCCCACACAACCACUGGUACAUUGUCGGCACAUGGACAGUUUCUAUUUUCUAGCUUGUAUAUAAAUCAUGGGCCAUGUUCUCUUUUUGCCUGGCGCCUUUAAGUUUCUUUUCUGUUGUUGCUUUUGUUAACUAGUGUGUCUUUAUUGCCCAACAAUAUCCCAGAAGUGUUUUUAGUUAUUUUUAUUGGACUACUUGUUUAAUGUUACUAUAAUGAAAUACCUGGAAUGAAGCAUUUGUGAAGACGAGAUUUUUUGGCACAUGGUUUUGGAGUCAUCAGGAAGUAGAGUUGACAUGGCUGUCUUCUCUGGCUAGGCCUCAUGGCAUCACAAUAGCAGGAAGGGGGGGUAAUCAUGAGAAUGGGCACAAAAGCAAAAGGAGGAGCCAGAAUUUUUUUUUUUUUCCCAUCAACAUUCUUCAACAACUGACUCAGGGUCCUUCAAACAUCCCCUUACUCCCUUUAACAGGUGGCACUUCUGUGACCUCCCAGGAAGUGCCACCCCAAGUUUAAAAUUUCCCAACUCCCAAUACCAUCACUUCCCUGAGGGCUAUGCUUUAACACUGGGACCGCUGCGGGACAAACUCAGAUCAAGCCCAGACUCAUGGUGACUUGAAGCUGCUCAUCUUUGACUCUAACAACCCUCAACAACCCUACAAACACCCAAAGCAUUUGGAGCUUUGUGCUUUCCUUUCCUUUACGUAAGUACCUGUAAUUGUACGAUGGCUGAGUUGUGCAGGGAAUGCGCUUUUAACUUUCAAAGAACAGUCAAGCUAGUCUGCAAAGCAGCAGUACCAACGUCUGCUCCCAACCAGUGAUAUGUGGAAGUUUCAUUUGUUCUGUAUUCUCAGCAGUUUGAUCAUCGGUCAUCUGAAACGUCCAUCUUGGAAUGUGUGCACUUGUCCAGGUGGCACACUUCUGUUUAUCUACCUGUUGUAGUCAUUUACCUCACCUCCCAGGGUAUUCUUGUCAAGUGAGGCCAGCAAUGCCUGGAAAUGAAGCUGACAGACAGUCGGCAGCAGUUGUGGAGAGCGUCAGGUCAGCUGGACAAUCCUUAGCGAGGAUGCAGACCUGCUCGAGUUUCAGGAACCCUGAAUAUGCAGGACAAGCGCACCUCUGAGGGAAGAUUCCAGCCUGCCCCAGGCGGCCCUGGAUGGCUUCACGUAGGACAAAAUUAGAGCUUGAUCACAGCUUAAGUUUCAGACAAGCAGACCGGCUCACAAGCUCGCUGGUGAGACAUUCUUAUUGCCCGCCCAGUCCCUAAGCCCCGCCCUGGAUCCCGCUCCACCGGACCCACCAAUGGUCCCGCCCCUGCCGCUCGCGCCCCGCCCCUACGUGCCGCGGGGAGGCGGGAGGAGCAGUUGGCCCGGAGGAGGCGUGGCCGUGCCGGCGGAGGCGCGGGCGGGCGGUGCGACCUGACUUCAGCUGUGACACCCUCGGAGAGCGGCGGCGGCGGCGGUGCGCGGCGCGGGGCUCCGGACGCGUUCCGCCGUCUCCCGCAUCCCGAGUUGGGUGGCGGACUUGGCCUGGAUCAACGCAGCGGCGACACCGCUAGUCCCGGUGCAGCUUCGGCCGCUGCACUGGCGCUCAGGAGCAACCCUGCCUGCCCCGGGAGAGCGGCUCUGAGAGUUUCCCCCGGAGAAAGAGCCGGGACGCGCGCAUAGAGCCACAGGGGACCCGGAGCCGACCCCAGCAGAGCGGCGGAGAGGCGGCCCAGCAAAAGAGCUGUUCUGUGUUGGAUGGCCAUGGGGAGCACCCUGGGCUGCCAUCGCUCUAUCCCCAGAGACCCCUCGGACCUGUCCCAUAACCGCAAAUUCAGUGCAGCCUGCAACUUCAGCAACAUCCUAGUGAAUCAGGAGCGGCUGAACAUCAACACGGCCACUGAGGAGGAACUGAUGACCUUGCCUGGGGUGACACGUGCAGUGGCCCGAAGCAUCGUGGAGUACCGAGAGUAUAUUGGCGGCUUCAAGAAGGUGGAAGACCUAGCGCUGGUCAGUGGCGUAGGCGCCACCAAAUUGGAACAGGUCAAGUUUGAGAUCUGCGUGAGCAGCAAGGGUAACUCUGCUCAGCACUCUCCCAGUUCCCUGAGGCGGGAUCUGCUGGCUGAGCAGCAGCCUUAUCACCUGGCCACCGCUGUACCCCUCACUCCACGAGUCAAUAUCAACACAGCCACCCUUGCUCAGCUCAUGAGUGUCCGGGGCCUCACCGAGAAGAUGGCGGUUAGCAUCGUGGACUACCGCCGGGAACAUGGGCCUUUUCGCAGUGUCGAGGACCUGGUGAGGAUGGAUGGAAUCAAUGCAGCCUUCCUGGAUAGAAUAAGACACCAGGUGUUUGCAGAGAGGUCCAGGCCCCCAUCUACCCACACCAAUGGAGGUCUUACCUUUACUGCCAAACCUCAUCCUAGUCCCACGUCUCUGAGCCUGCAGAGCGAGGACUUGGACCUGCCACCAGGGGGCCCCACGCAGAUUAUCUCCAUGAGGCCCUCUGUGGAGGCCUUUGGAGGUAUGAGGGAUGGGCGACUCGUGUUUAGGCUGGCCACCUGGAACUUGCAGGGUUGCUCUGUGGAGAAGGCCAAUAACCCGGGGGUCCGAGAGGUGGUGUGCAUGACGCUUCUGGAAAACAGCAUCAAACUUCUAGCUGUGCAAGAACUGCUUGACAAAGAAGCCCUGGAAAAGUUCUGUACAGAGCUAAACCAGCCAAUCCUGCCCAACAUCCGCAAGUGGAAGGGGUCCCGAGGAUGCUGGAGAUCUGUUGUUGCUGAGAAGCCUUCAAGUCAGCUCCAGAAGGGCCCCUGCUACUCUGGAUUCCUGUGGGACACGGCAGCUGGAGUGGAGCUGAGAGACAUCCCUGGACAGGAGGGCUCACCCAGCAAUGGUCACAGGAAGGCUGUGGGUCCCAGCCCGUUCCUUGCAAGGUUCAAGGUUGGUAGUAAUGACUUGACCCUGGUUAACCUCCAGCUGACAGCCCUGGCCCUCCCAGGAGCUGAGAAUUCAAGCAAGAAUCACAGCGAUGGCCACCGGUUGUUGAACUUUGCACUGACCCUACAGGAAACCCUGAAAGGAGAAAAAGAUGUUGUUAUUUUAGGCGAUUUUGGCCAAGGGCCAGAUAGCAGUGACUAUGAUAUCCUAAGGAGAGAAAAGUUUCACCACCUGGUCCCGGCUCACACCUUCACCAACAUUAGUACCAGGAAUCCUCAAGGAUCGAAAUCUGUGGACAACAUCUGGAUCAGCAAAAGCCUAAAGAAAGUGUUCACAGGCCACUGGGCUGUUGUGAGAGAAGGUCUUACAAACCCUUGGAUCCCAGAUAACUGGUCCUGGGGUGGAGUUGCUUCUGAACACUGUCCUGUGCUUGCUGAGUUGUACAUGGAAAAGGACUGGAGCAAGAAGGAGGUCCCCAGGAAUGGCAGUGGAGUCACCUUAGAGCGAAGUGAAGCCAACAUUAAGCAUGAGCGAUGAUGACAUCACUGUUUCCACCCUCUGACUCAGGAGGGCAUAGGAAGGAGCAGGCACUACAGAGCGAGAAGACCCAGGGCCUUUGAAUCAUCAUUUUGAGGACCUGAGUCUCGGCCCCUGGACCACUGCCUACUUUGUGAACACUUUAGAACCUCUCCUGAGAAGAGCCUGUCAGGCUCUGGCUAUGUUGGGCAUCACGACGAAGCUGGCUGGAACUGCAACGUCUUGACCCUGGGUAGCUGAGUUCAGGCUUGGGGUGGGGGCUGUGCCGCUGGCUGCAUUGUGUGGCAGCAUGAGAAUAGCAACAGAGGUAAAGCAGAGAUGGGGGAGAUGGCUCAGGCUGACAAGCAUUGCCAUGGCUCUCUUUCUGUCUCACCAGGAUGUGAUGUUCUUGCCAACAAAUUCCAGGAAGCCUUUUUGUUGUUGUUGUUUUUUGAAUUUGAAAUUAAACUUUAGUCUUUUCAGAGUAAUGUGAUUUAGAAAUAGGGGUUAAAAGACAAUACAAAAGAGAGAAAUCAGACAAAGACAAGGACAGACAGACAGAAGAAAGCUGGUGAUAGGCUUUGGUUAGAUCUCCAUCUUAGAGAUGAGAUCAUCACAGAUCCUGGACAGCUCAUCAUUUUCUUUAGUCUUCUGCUCCACAGUUUUUUCCAGUGAGUGGAUCUGCAUCUGUGCCUUUGUCAGGCUUGCCUGGAAAGCCAGUGCCUCUGCUUGGGUCUUCCUGCAUACUUAGGCGAUCUCCUCAUUUGCGAGCUUGAGCUUUUCUUCUGCAUGGGCUUUCAGCGCCUGAUACCUCUGGCCUUCCUUUCCAGUUUUCACUAUAUAUUCCUCAACAUGCUUCUUCAAUGACUCUUCAUUCUUGCGGUAGCCUUCAAUCACUUCCUUUUGCUUCUCAAAGCGCUUGAAAAGGUCGGAGGAUUUCCCCAUAGAGCUCAGGUCUGCAGUGAGCUCAUCUCUCUCCUUUAGGACCUUGUGGAUUGUGUUUUCACCCAGUUCCUUCUGUUUCUCCGCCUCCUCCAUUGACUUGUACACAGUCUUCUCAAACUCCAGGAAGCUUUUAACUGUGAUGAAUAUAAUUCUCAAACGGUUUUAGUUUUGUUUUGAAAAACUAAAAAAUAAACAGAUUAAUCUGCCUGGCUGCAGUCAGGGUGUUGGGUGGGUUGCCUUGCUCUCUCACCUUAGUCAGUUCCUGUCUGUGGGCCAUGCCACCCACUGCCAAAUGCCUUUUCCUAAUGUACCCUACCCUAUAAAGGCACCUCUCACAUGCCUAAUUAUCUGGAUUAUCUCGUCCCUUCCAUUUUCUCCUUCAUCUAUACCUUGUCAAGUUUUCUCCUUGGAGGACCACUUAGCGUCUGGACUUUAGUGUAGGACAUGGUUUCUAUACUCAUUUCCUUCCACUUUCCCCACAAACUCUAUUCUUAGAUUAGAACCUUCCUUGGCUGAUUCUGAGGCAUACAUGGUCUUUGUGUCAGCAGACCACUUACAAAUCCAGACAACCACAGAUGAAAACAUAAUUUUUAAAUUGUGUCUGAGCUUAACAAAUACAGUUCUUGUCAUUAUCCCUAAAAUAAUAUGGCAUAACAGCUAUUUUAUAAGACUUAUAUGUGUUGGGUGUCAUCAUAUCAUGUAGAUGGUUUAAUCUGUGUGAGAAGGUGUGUGCAGGCUACAUGCAAAUACUAUACCAUUUUGGGUAAGGGACUUGAAGAUACAUGGACUUUGGGUUUCAGAAGGAAGGGUCUGGGGACCAGUUUCCUAUGGAUGCUAAGGAAUGAUUGAUGAUUCAGGGUAUGCAGGAGGCUAAACCUGGGUGUAUCACUGAGGUGGUAGCUGUGAGUGUGUGUGUGUGUGUGUGUGUGUGUGUGUGUGUGUGUGUGUGUUGGGGGGUGUUUGUGGGAGAGCUUGGAAGGCAAGCAAGAACAAGCUGACUUCUCUGAGGCCCCUUUCUCUGAGCCUGAGUCAGGUUUGGUUUAUCUUUAGGCACAUCAUUCUACUAUUACAGUGACUCUAGGGUUAUGCUGCCCAUUUCACAGUUCCUGAUAGUCACCCAACCAAGGAAUAAAGUGUUCAAACAAGGAUUCUCUGAAUCUAAAACCCACUCAUAGUGUCAACUCCAUGCUUAUCAUGUAUGAAGCAUUAUAAAAAUAAAGCUUAAAUCUUA
Molecule: messenger RNA, 6151 nt
Organism: Psammomys obesus (fat sand rat)
Lineage: Eukaryota; Metazoa; Chordata; Mammalia; Rodentia; Muridae
Gene: Eepd1
Product: endonuclease/exonuclease/phosphatase family domain containing 1
Exons: 10
Coding region: 2281-3996 (571 amino acids)
Biological process (GO): DNA repair
Cellular component (GO): plasma membrane
Molecular function (GO): DNA binding; catalytic activity
Source: RefSeq, a predicted model, not a curated record